Molecule: messenger RNA, 255 nt
Organism: Cooperia oncophora
Lineage: Eukaryota; Metazoa; Nematoda; Chromadorea; Rhabditida; Trichostrongylidae
Source: the annotation of a GenBank genome assembly
AUGCGAGGAAUGAUUCAUUCCUACGGCAGACGAGCCUUAGCCAUUGGGUUCACAGCGGCAGUAACUGCUACUGUGGCUUUCAAUCUGUUCUACGUGAUGCCACGGCAUGAGAAAUACGAAACUUUCUUCAAGAACUACGAUCCUUACACUCGCAUGAAGGAAAUUUGCGCCGAAGGAAAGGGUUACAUGCACACGUGUCCUCAGGACCUUGCAGAUAUGUACAAGGAGAAGGGCAAGGAAGUCGCUUCUUUGUAG